CGCACUACGCUAUUUGGCGCGAAAAUGUAUAUAAACAACAAUUCUGUCAAUUCGACAAAUUUAUAAUUGUCAACAGAAUAAAGACAGUAUUUAUUCACUAUCUGAUAAUGGAUAUCAGGAAUUUUUUUGGUGCAAAACCAGUGAAGAGGUCAGACUCGAGUGCCAAGCCCAGCGCUGACCUCACAAAAAUCAAGAAUGGUAAAGAUAAACAGAAACCAAUAGAAACAAUUGACUUGACUGAUCAUAGAGAUGAAAAUGCAAAUAAAAAGGUUGAAAAACCGGAAAAACAAAUUAAAAAAGCUAAAACUAACACUGAUAAGUGUAACAGCAAAGACGGACAUAAGAAAGAGAAACAUAAGACAAAGGUGAAAGAUGUGUCAUUUGAAGAUGAAGAGGUGAUAGUUGUAGACGACGAUAAAAGCAAGGCAAAGCCAAAGGCAAAGGGUAGGGAUAAGUCUAGUGAUAGUAAAAAAUCUAAAGAUAGAAGUACGAAGCGGAAGCUGGACUCGAGCACCUCGGAGAAAGAUGAAGUUGACGGGGAGGCAUUGGCAAAAAAGACAAGUAGAAAGAAAAGAAAAAUUGAGGAUUCAGAUGAUGAGGAUUUUGUCACAGAGAAAAAGCUAGAGUCAGAUGAAGAUGAAGACGAUGAUGAGGUUGUGGUUAGAAAGUCAAAGGCAAAACGGCGGGGCAAAAAGAAACAUAAACUCCUAGAUUCAGAUUCUGAUGAAGACCCGGUGCCGAAGGAGAAGAAGCAGAGAAAGUCCAGGAAAGUUGUACACAUAGGUGGCUCAGGGGGCUACCAUGAAGAGGAGCUGGAAGAAAUUAAGCCCAAAAAGACAUUCAUGGACAACUUUCUUAGCGGGCAAAGCCCACAGAAGACACCUGGGAAAACUGAUCACAACGGGAAGAAAGAUGGGAAACCAGAGUCACAGAAACAGACAGUGUUGGCAGCAGAUUUCUUCGGAAGCUCGUCUGUACACAGAGUGGAGAGAAAGACUGUGCCAGCAACAAAAGUGGCUGAGGACGAUUUUGAGAUGCACAGUGAUGAUGAGUUUGAGCGCACGUUGGAACUGCUGGACGAAGAUGCCCUCACAGCUGUCAAGGAGCCUGAAGUGAAAACAGAAUCUGUGGAAGAUAGUGGUGAUAAGCCCAGCCUAUCCAGUAAACUGGCCAGCAGGGCAAAACAGGAAGCCGGCCUGCCUGACAAAAAAUCCACAAUCCUUGUUCCAGAUACGCCAGAACUAAAAAAGCCUAGUCCAAAGAAAUCGAAGAUGGAGUUUGUAAUGAACCGAUCAGAACGAAAAUCAGAAACAUCUCCAAAGAAGCCUGACCAGACCAAGUCAGCUCUAGCGCACUCUGACGAUGGUUCUCAUAGCAAGAAAACAUCUCCAAAAACCACCCCAGACAAGGCGCAAACUGCUGUGGGCUCCCUUAGCAAGAAAACUCCACAAAAGACGUCACAACAUAAAACCUCACCAGCCAAAGCAGACGGAAGUAAAGUCAGCCCCGCCAAACCUGAUGAUGGAUUUACUCCAAAUCGGGCUGGUUACCGGGCAUACCUGAACAGGGCCGGACCACAGUCACUAGGAGCAAAGGAAAUCCCAGAGGGAGCUGAGAAUUGCCUUGAGGGUCUGACGUUUGUGAUAACAGGAGUUCUCGAAUCCUUUGAGCGUGACGAGGCUAAGACAGCUGUAGAACGUUAUGGUGGGAAGGUGACAGGAAAUGUCAGCAAGAAGACCGACUAUGUUGUGGCUGGUCGGGACCCAGGGCAGAGCAAAAUGACUAAGGCUGAGUCAAUGAAGACUAAGAUUAUAGAUGAAGAUGCUUUACUGGACCUGAUCAGAACUCGACCUGGCAAGACGUCCAAAUAUACCUUACAGGCUGAACAGUCAGUUAAAAAGGAACAUUCAUUAACUCCAAAGUCUUCGAAGGAAAAUCUUUCAUCAUUCAAAAGAGAAACUCCGUCAAAAACUAAUUCCGUCAGUGCCAAAAACAUACCAGCUUCAAUGACAACAGUGUCUAAUUCCAGUGAUUUAAAAUCUAACCAAUCAGUGUCAAGUAACAAAACCAAAACUGACCAAUCACAGCCUUCGUUACUUUGGGUUGACAAAUACAAACCAACACAGUUGAAGCAGAUCAUUGGUCAGACUGGAGAUAAGAGUAAUGCCAAGAAGCUGCUUGAUUGGCUGAAUUCCUGGCAUAAAAAUCAAGCAGCAGGUGUUAAACCGGUUACAACAGGGAAGUUCUUUGGUAAGGGUGGAAGUGACACAGGGGCGGGGUUUAAAGCAGCAUUGUUGUCAGGUCCACCAGGAAUUGGAAAAACAACAACUGCCACCAUAGUCUGCCAGGAGGCAGGUUUUUCAUAUGUUGAGCUGAAUGCGUCUGACACACGUAAUGCCAAGAGUCUGAAGGAAGUAAUAGCCACGUCCGUGCGCAAUACGACUAUGAUGGACUACAUUGGAACUGGGUCUUCACUUACCCACGGGCACAAACACUGCCUCAUUAUGGACGAGGUGGAUGGUAUGUCAGGAAACCAGGAUCGCGGUGGCGUCCAGGAGUUAGUGAACUUAAUCAAGAACACUCGUAUCCCGAUCAUCACAAUGUGUAAUGACCGGAACCACCAGAAGAUGCGUACGCUGGCCAACUACACCUUCGACCUGCGCUUCCAGAGGCCGAGGGUGGAGCAAAUCAAGGGAGCGGUGAUGUCUAUAGCCUUCAAGGAGGGCCUCACCAUCCCGCCACCUGCUGUCAACGAAAUUAUCCUUGCAGCCAACCAGGACAUGAGACAGGUUUUACACAACCUGUCCAUGUGGACAGCAGCAGACAAGGCUGUUACCUAUGACCAGGUGAAAUUGGACUCUAAACAGGCGCAUAAGGACAUCAAAUUGGGUCCGUUUGACGUGUGUCGAAAGGUAUUUGUAGGCGGAGAGGAGACCCGAAACAUGACCAUUAACGACAAGGCAGACCUGUUCUUUCACGACUACAACAUCGCGCCGCUGUUUGUCCAGGAAAACUACAUUCACGUAACACCCUUUGCUGCCAAAGGGAACCAAAACCGUCACCUGUCCCUACUAGCACGCGCAGCUGACUCCCUGUGUGACAGCGAUGUUGUGGAGAGGAACAUCAGAAAUAGUCAAUCAUGGAGUCUACUGGGACUUGAGGCGAUGUACGCAAGUGUAAUUCCGGGAGAGUAUAUGCGUGGGAAUAUUGGACAGAUGAUCAGCUUUCCCAGCUGGCUUGGGAAGAACUCCACCACUGGCAAGAACGACCGAAUUCUCCAGGAGCUCCGCACACACAUGAGGCUACAGAUUUCCGGUGACAAGCGUGCGCUGAAUCUGGACUACCUACCAUUCAUGCGUUACUCUUUGACGGAGCCACUGGUAUCGCGUGAGGCCGAGGGGGUACCAGAUGUCAUUCACAUGAUGGAUGAAUAUGACAUCAUCAAGGACGAUUUUGAUAACAUCCUUGACGUCACCAAGUGGCCGAACAGUUCAGAUCCUCUCAGUAAACUCAGCUCCAAGACAAAGGCAGCUUUCACUCGGCAGUACAAUAAGGAGGUGCAUAUGACACCCUACUCUACGGGGGCCGUAGCCAAGAAAAAGAGGGGCGGGGGUGGGGGUGAUCUGCCCGACCCCCUGGGUGAGGGAGAGGAAGGGGGAGGCCCAGAAGAGGAGGAGGAGGGUGAAGAUGAUACUAUUGAGACAGACACCAUGAUUAAGAAGAAGGCCAAGACGGCACCAAAGGCGAGUGCAAAGACAGAGACAAAGGGGAAAGGCAAGGGUCCUGCGAAGGGGAAAGGGGAACCGAAGGGAAAGGGCAAGGGUAAACGCUGACCUGAGAGAAAACAAGCAGAAAGAGACCUGCCAGGGGAAAGGAAGUUUCAAUUGCUGACAUGAGCUACAUGUAGAUAUAAGAGGGAGGGAAUUUUUAUGGUUCACGGAGGAUGGUGUAUAUAAAAGUGGCUCUUUUAGGAAUGGAAACCUGCAUUAAAGUGUGUGAUAACAUUGAUAACAUUAUAGCAUAACAUUGAUGAUUGUAUAUGUACAUGUACAUAUCAGAACUUUGAACUCAGUGUUUUUGUUAAAGCAGAGGUCAACGUUGUUUUCUGUUGCUGUACUUGAUUGAAGUUGUAGUAAUGGUUUGGAUGAUCUUCCUCAAUUUUGUUAGAGAAGUUCAGUUACUUCUAGAAAUUAGAAAGUGCUGUUAUUCUUCAGUGGUAUUACUGAAAUACUUACAUUAAUUUUUAAAUGCUUACCAGUAAGUGUUGUGCUUUGUUCUUGCAUUGGUUAUAUUUCCUUACCUCAACCAGAUUGGAAAAUGUUGCCCUAAUAUGUGCUUAGUCUUUAAAUUCAUGAAUUGUAAAUCAAUGAUACAAUUGGGUGGACGGUUGUUGUGGAAAUAUUGUGCUAUCAAAAUGUGCAUGUUUAGACUUAAUUUAUGACAUUUUGAGUGUGGAUUAUGUGAACAGUAUGUUGAUUGUGCUGAAAUAUACUAUACCUUAGA
Molecule: messenger RNA, 4503 nt
Organism: Mya arenaria
Lineage: Eukaryota; Metazoa; Mollusca; Bivalvia; Myida; Myidae
Product: replication factor C subunit 1-like
Exons: 23
Coding region: 108-3833 (1241 amino acids)
Biological process (GO): DNA repair; DNA replication
Cellular component (GO): DNA replication factor C complex; nucleus
Molecular function (GO): ATP binding; DNA clamp loader activity; DNA binding
Source: RefSeq, a predicted model, not a curated record